AUCUACCAGAUCACACAACAGCAACAACUUGAACGGAUUAUUGGUUCAUUUUUGGCUUUUCAGACAGCAGUUUUCUCGUCUCUUUCUUCUUCUUCUUCUUUUUUUCCAAACAUUUUCUCGGAGGGAAAAUGACUAUCCUCAUCGAGAAGCCUGCGCUAGUGUCUCAAGCAGAUUCCCAGAAUCUUGUCGAGGAAACCAAGGAAUUGGUGUUGGACGGUGGAUUUCCGGUGCCGAAAUCUUUAUCGGGAGAUGGAUUUUUUGCACCGGAGAUCAAUUCAUUCGGCAACUCCUUUAGGGAUUACAAUGCAGAAAGUGAAAGGCAAAAGAGCGUGGAGGAAUUCUACAGACAGCAACAUAUUAAUCAGACAUAUGAUUUUGUGCAAAAGGUGAGAAAAGAAUAUUCAAAGCUGGAUAGGAUGGAAAUGAGCAUAUGGGAAUGCUGUGAGUUGUUGAAUGAGGUUGUGGAUGACAGUGACCCUGAUCUGGAUGAACCUCAAAUCCAGCACUUGUUGCAAUCGUCUGAAGCAAUUAGAAAAGAUUACCCCAAUGAAGAUUGGCUGCAUUUGACUGCUCUCAUUCACGAUCUUGGUAAGGUCCUUCUUCUACCCAAGUUUGGAGGGCUUCCACAAUGGGCUGUUGUUGGCGAUACAUUUCCUCUUGGGUGUGCCUUUGACGAAGCCAAUAUUCACCACAAGUAUUUUAAGGAAAACCCAGAUCACAGCAAUCCCAAUUACAAAAGUAAGAACGGAAUUUACUCCGAUGGCUGUGGGCUUGAUAAUGUUACCAUUUCAUGGGGGCAUGAUGAUUACAUGUAUUUGGUGGCAAAGGAAAAUGGAACCACUCUACCUUCGGCAGGGCUGUUCAUUAUCCGAUAUCAUUCACUUUAUCCUUUACAUAAGGAAGAAGCAUACAUGCAGUUUCUUAACGAUGAGGACAAGGAAAAUUUGAAGUGGCUGAGAAUCUUCAACAAAUAUGACCUCUACAGCAAGAGCAAAGUCCCUGUUGACGUUGAGGAAGUGAAGCCGUAUUAUCUUUCACUUAUUGAAAAGUAUUUCCCAGCAAAGCUCAAGUGGUGAUACCUUGGAAAGAUAUUGGCAAAUCAAUGGCGGCUUGGCGCUCUUGGUUUUCUUCACCAAACUUAAUAAUUUAUUUUAUGAUGAGUUGUGUAAAA
Molecule: messenger RNA, 1171 nt
Organism: Hibiscus syriacus
Lineage: Eukaryota; Viridiplantae; Streptophyta; Magnoliopsida; Malvales; Malvaceae
Product: inositol oxygenase 2-like
Exons: 9
Coding region: 129-1076 (315 amino acids)
Biological process (GO): inositol catabolic process
Cellular component (GO): cytoplasm
Molecular function (GO): iron ion binding; inositol oxygenase activity
Source: RefSeq, a predicted model, not a curated record